UCCCACUCUGGACUUUGCAAAAGAUUGCAUGCAUGAUGCAUCCUCCUCGUUGGACCCUCUGUACAUACAGACGCACACGCACGCUUCCAAAGCCGGCCUCCUUCCCUUUUGCAAGCUAGUGAUCUCUGGCUCCUCUUCUUCCUAUAUAUACACAGACACACACACAAGCCUUGGCCACUGGACAUAGACAGCCUUAACCGGUUGCUACAUUACAUAGAAGUGAGCGGUGAGAUCAUUGGGGGCCAAGUGCUUUGUGCAACCAUGAUCAAGCUGAGGUACUCCAAGAGGCUGUUCAAGAGGAGCUCAUCGAGGGCGAGUGCUUGCUUCGGCGGCGGCCAUGGCAGUGUGGCCGGCGGUGGCGGUGGCGGUGGCGGUGAGGAGAUAGAGUGGGAGGUGAGGCCGGGAGGGAUGCUGGUGCAGAAGAGAGAUGGAGGGCGGGCGGAGGAGGUGAUCGUGGUGAGGGUGUCCACUGGAUUCUCUUGGCAUGAUGUCUCCAUCGGGGCUACCUGCACUUUUGGGGAACUGAAGGUGAUGCUGUCCAUGGCGACAGGGCUGGAGCCGAGGGAGCAGAGACUGUUGUUCAGGGGCAAAGAGAGGGAGGACACUGAGCACCUCCACAUGGUUGGGGUGAGGGACAAGGACAAGGUCCUGCUCCUCGAGGACCCGGCCCUCAAGGACAUGAAGCUUCGGGCCGCCGCGAGGACGGCGGCGGCCCGUCGGGUAGUGCAGAGCCCAUGCCAUCCUUUUAUUCAGGUGUAGGCGCACGGUGCGAUAUGUUGCAAGUCCUAACUGUUGUAGUAGAGUACGAAUGGUGUUUCUAUUUUCAUUGUCGAACGCCAAUUUCCGGAAAGUUUAUUAAUUUCCCGAAUGGCCUGAGCGGGGUCUUCUUGGCUCCCUUGCUUUGCUUAGCGCUCCAUGGAAGGGCAAAUUUAUCAAGGGCCCCUCUAGAUGAGAGUGCGAGAGAUUUCCUAAUCAUGUUAGUUACUAGUAGUUGCAAGUGUCAGCCAUGGUGGUUGUGAUGUGAUGUUAAGCCUGAUAUGUUGGGCUCAUGCUGUCCCUACCGCACAUGGUCUUUUUUUCCCCAUUCCUUCCAUAGGUUUUGGAUCGGAAUUGGACUAAGAUUGUACUAUGUGAUUAUGUGUCUUGUGUUAUCAUGAAUGGAUGGAACUAAAUGUGUGUGUUCUGCCCUCU
Messenger RNA from Brachypodium distachyon (stiff brome), 1191 nucleotides. RefSeq names its product BAG family molecular chaperone regulator 1. The transcript has 2 exons. NCBI's taxonomy places the organism in Eukaryota, Viridiplantae, Streptophyta, Magnoliopsida, Poales, Poaceae. Bases 262 to 759 code for a protein of 165 amino acids. Gene Ontology annotation, molecular function: protein binding. The record is from RefSeq and is a predicted model, not a curated record.